Molecule: messenger RNA, 243 nt
Organism: Gongylonema pulchrum
Lineage: Eukaryota; Metazoa; Nematoda; Chromadorea; Rhabditida; Gongylonematidae
Source: the annotation of a GenBank genome assembly
AUGGAGAAGGUAAAUAACAACAUCACCACCAUUAGCACCAACAGUAACAACAGUCAAAACAACGGCAAUAGUAAUAACGGUGCAACAGCAAAUGGCAACAACGGUAACAGCAAUACAACUGAGAAGUCGAGUAAUCAGUCAGAUCAAUUAUCCGGCGGCUGGGAACGAGUUUCGGAAGAACUUUCUGAUUCUCAGGUACAUUCCAAAAUCCUAUGGCCAGUGCACACUGGACAGCUAUCCUAA